This is a messenger RNA of Puma concolor (puma), 1476 nucleotides long. The record is from RefSeq and is a predicted model, not a curated record. NCBI's taxonomy places the organism in Eukaryota, Metazoa, Chordata, Mammalia, Carnivora, Felidae.
AUGUACAAGAUGAACGUCUGCAACAAGCCCUCCAACAAGACAGCCCCUGAGAAGAGUGUGUGGACAGCGCCUGCACAGGCCAGCAGACCCUCCCUGGAGCUGCAGGGCCAGCGGUCCCGCCGGAAUGGGUGGAGCUGGCCCCCUCACCCGCUCCAGAUUGUGGCUUGGCUGCUGUACCUCUUCUUCGCUGUGAUUGGCUUUGGGGUCCUUGUUCCCCUCCUGCCUCACCACUGGGUGCCCGCUGGCUAUGCUUGCAUGGGCGCCAUCUUUGCCGGCCACCUUGUGGUUCACCUGACUGCUGUCUCCAUCGAUCCAGCAGAUGCCAAUGUGAGGGACAAGAGCUAUGCAGGCCCCCUGCCCAUUUUCAACCGCAGCCAACAUGCACACGUCAUUGAAGACCUGCAUUGCAACUUGUGCGACGUAGAUGUGAGCGCUCGCUCCAAGCACUGCAGCGCCUGCAACAAGUGCGUGUGCGGUUUCGACCACCACUGCAAGUGGCUCAACAACUGCGUGGGCGAGAGGAACUACAGGCUCUUUCUACACAGUGUGGCAUCUGCUUUACUGGGUGUCCUGCUCCUCGUGCUGGUGGCCACUUAUGUCUUUGUGGAGUUCUUUGUCAACCCCAUGCGGCUGCGCACCAAUCGCCACUUUGAAGUCCUGAAGAAUCACACAGAUGUGUGGUUCGUGUUCCUGCCCGCUGCCCCUGUGGAGACCCAGGCUCCUGCCAUCCUAGCCCUGGCUGCCCUACUCAUCCUUCUGGGCCUGCUUUCCACAGCCCUGCUUGGCCACCUGCUGUGCUUCCACAUUUAUCUCAUGUGGCACAAGCUCACCACCUAUGAGUACAUCGUGCAGCAUCGCCUGCCACAGGAGGCAAAGGGGGCCCACAGGGAGCUCGAGUCAUGUCCCCCCAAGAUGCGGCCCAUUCAGGAGAUGGAGUUCUACAUGCGGACCUUCAGCCAUGUGCGCCCAGAACCCCCUGGCCAGGCCAGGCCUGCCACCGUGAAUGCCAAAGACUCUGCCUCCCCGGAUCCGACCCCAGGUGAGGGGGACUGUGCUGGGCCCAUGAGGAAGGGUAUGGGAAAGAAGCCUCUACCCUGCCCCACUCCUCUCCUUCUUUGGGUGAAGUGGGGUUUGGGGAAGGGGCACUCAGGCUUCCCAUGUCUCUGCAGAAAAAGAGGAAGCGGCGUGUGUAUAAGGUGCCAACGUCUGGCACCUCGGAUCGGGAAUCGCCGCUGCCCAGGCUGCCGGGGCCCAGGGGCCCAGGUCGCAGCUCCAGCUCAUCAUCAGAUUCCGCGGGCGCCAGCCCAGUGCAUGCCACUGGACCUGCAGGCGCCUACCACUCGGCGUCAGCAGAGUCCAUGGAUGAGAUUCCAGUGGCGCAGACACGCCUGGGCAGCGCUGCUCUGGCCACCCCUGGAGGCAGGGGCCGAGAGCCGGGGCUGGCGCUGCAGGUGCGUGCGCCCGCUGUUUUCGUGA